This is a messenger RNA of Microthlaspi erraticum, 666 nucleotides long. The record is from the annotation of a GenBank genome assembly. NCBI's taxonomy places the organism in Eukaryota, Viridiplantae, Streptophyta, Magnoliopsida, Brassicales, Brassicaceae.
AUGGCAAAGCGAAAACCUGUACAGCAUGUCACCUCCGACGAUAACGUCUCUGUAGGAGGAGAAACAGAUUACUUUGACCUCAUCCCUGUUGAUCUCUUCAAUGAUAUCAUCUCGAGAUUGCCGGUGACGUGUCAACUAAGGCUUCGUUGCGUAUCUAAGAACUGGUACUCGUCGAUCAUUUUGGGUCCACCGAGGCUCCUUUUGGCCUUCAACGUUGAAUCAAACUUGUUCGUAUACUCUUCAACUCAACCUAAAGAUCUUGAUGUGGACUCGUCCGUUGUAGCCACUCCUCAUCACACGAGUCUCGGCACAAGUUUCUAUAAGUUAUGUCGCCCUCUUCGCGGAUUGGUCUGUAUUCUACAUUCGGAAAACAAUUCUUCAUGGGCUGUGAUUUCUAAUCCCAUCACAGGAGAGCACGUAACCACACCAAAAUUGUCAGUAAGGGGUGCUUCAACAAGUAUAGACGGAAAAGCAGAGUAUUCGUUUGGAUAUGAUCCAAUAGACAAACGGUUCAAGGUAUUGCGUAUCACCUGGUUGAGUUGCAAGAAAGUAAAAUGGGGCGUUAAGUAUCAUGUUCUGACAUUAGAGACCGGAAAUAGCAAUCUCUCAUGGAGGAAGAUCAAAAGUUGCACCACGUUACAUUACCCUCUAAACGAUGCUAGCUAA